CCUCAGAUAUACAUAAAAUAUUGCAAUCGCAUUUAUUGUCAUGCGAAUGUCCUCUUCAAAUCGUAAUCUCAAUCAAAUCAAUCAAAAUUUAUAUUCAUCAAAAAUUUUUGUGAAGUCUUUAAUUAGUUAAAAUGCUCUUGCAUUUUGCAUUUCAAACGUUUUGUGUUCUGUUUAACUGUUUUCCUACAUUUCCUGAAGUGAAAGUGCAGCAGAAAAGUGGACAGACUUAUAGGACAAGCAGAGACAAUAGUCAUUCUUGGAACGAUCUCCCCCUUGAUGAAACAAGACCUCCCACAGCGUUCACAAAAAGUGGGUGGGUACAAGGUUAUUUCCAACAGACGAUUUUAGGAAGAAGGAUAGCGGCAUUUGAAACCAUUCCAUACGGACAACCCCCAGCUGGAGAAAUGAGAUUUCGGGAUCCGCUACCGAAUCAUCCAUGGCACGGAAUUUACAAAGCAACCAGAAAAUCCCCAGCAUGUCUUCAGCUAGAUUUUGGUCAACUGUUGAGACUGCAUGGACAAGAAGACUGCCUGUAUCUUUCAGUCUACACUCCAACUUUACCGACACCGGAUGACACCAAAGUAUCUGCAGGCCUACCAGUUAUAGUCUUCAUUCAUGGAGGCGGAUAUAUUUCCGGCAGAUCUUCAGAUUAUGGUCCUGCGUAUUUGCUAAAUCGUGACGUUAUUCUUGUCGCCAUAAAUUAUAGACUGGGCAUUCUCGGUUUCUUCAGUAGUGGGGACCAGCAUGCAGCAGGAAACUGGGGGAUGAAGGAUCAGUUGCUGGGGUUGAAGUGGGUUUCAUCAAAUAUAAAAUAUUUUGGUGGUGAUCCCGAUCGUGUCACCAUAAUGGGAGGCAGUGCGGGUGCUGCGUCUGUUGGUCUUCAUAUUGUUUCGAAGCGGAGCAGUGGACUGUUUCAAAGAGCAAUAUGCGAAUCCGGUUCAUCUUUGGCACAUUUUGCAGUACAAAAUGACACAUUUGCAAAUUCCAGAAUAACAGCUUCUGCUGUUGGAUGCCCAACAUCCUCAUCAGAAACUAUGAUGGCUUGUCUACGUACCACCAAUCCUAAUUGGAUUGUUGGCAGAUCAAUUGUAACUUGGGAACUACCUAUUCUUUCUCGUCUUCCCUUUGGUCCUGUGAUCGAAGGGCAAGGCGAAUCUUCUUUUUUGGAGGAAGCUCCUGAAGUAUCUUAUCGUCAUGGGAGGGUCAAAGCCAUACCCAUGAUAAUCGGUAUCACAAAGGAUGAAGGCUCUGUUUUUGCAGCAGGAAUGUACAUUACGCCUGGGAAUAUGCAACAAAUCAACAACAACUGGGAUACGUUAAUUCCUUAUGCGUUGGCAUUCGACAAAAGGACAAAUGACACGGUUGGAGUUUCUAGAAAGAUUCGACAAUUUUAUUUGAACGGGGAGAAAAUGACCUUUUGGAACAGAAAAGGGUGGAUUCAAAUGUUUGGCGAUCGAACAAUCACUGAAGGAGUUUAUGGCGCAAUGCAGCAUCAUCCAAUGGUGGCAGAAACGUAUGGCUAUAUUUUUAACUACGAAGGAACUACUUCCGUAGUGAACGUGAUUGGAUUGGAAACAAAAGAUUGGGGUGUAUCUCAUGCGGAUGAACUCAUUUACCUGUUGAACAGCACAACUGCCUUUGCCCCACUCACCGUUGAUACGAAAGAUUACAAAGUGUCGGAAUAUUUAAUUGAUAUGUGGACAAAUUUUGCAAGCAGCGGAAAACCGUAUUAUGAAAAUCACACUGGGAAAAAGUUAGAUAUCUGGCAGCCAAUACGGAAUAUUCAUGAUUUAAACAUACUAGAAAUUAACGAAACUCCUCGAAUGAUUAAAUUUCCAGAGGAUUUAUUAAAGAAUUUAAGGUUUUGGCAAAAGUUAAGACUAAAAGAUGAUAAUAGUUACUACUCGUCAUAAUAAUAGAACUUUUUUGUAACAGUAUUAUUGUUUGUUGUAUAAAAUAGGUAUCUAUACUCGUAAUUAAUGGUGGUACAUUUUUGUAAAUCUACAUUUGUAGAUAUAAAUCAAAUAUUAUUUUUCUUGUGCUAAAUCAUUACCGUAUUAUUACGCUACUUAAUUGCUUACGACUUUAUAAACUAUUAUUAGAU
This is a messenger RNA of Folsomia candida, 2104 nucleotides long. RefSeq names its product esterase E4. The transcript has 10 exons. The record is from RefSeq and is a predicted model, not a curated record. Lineage: Eukaryota; Metazoa; Arthropoda; Collembola; Entomobryomorpha; Isotomidae. The coding region runs from base 132 to 1913 and encodes 593 amino acids.